AUGACCAUCUACGACCCGCUUGGCCUCAUAGACCAUUUCCUGAUCCUGCUUAAAAUUCUUCUGCAAGAUGAGUGGCGCGCUGGUGUACAGUGGAACGAAUGUAUUCCCGAGAACUUAUUCGAGAGAUGGCAAAGUUGGCUACGGUUACUCCCUGAGUUGGAACAGCUGCGUAUUCCUAGACGAUAUCAGCAAAUACUGGCGUUGACCAAACCUGGCAGCGUUAGUCUGCAUGCAUUUAUGGAUGCCAGCGAGAAUGCUAUGACUGCGGUUGUGUUUCUGCGCUUUGUAAUAGGAAAGAACGUGGACUAUUCAUUGGUGGCAGCCAAGACUCGAGUUGCGCCGCUUAGAUACACAUCCAUCCCACGUUUAGAGCUUGAAGCAGCAAUUUAUGGAGUUAGACGACGCGUCGGAAGAAAUUCACCCGCCGCUGGCCCCUUGUCAUGCGAAGAGUUGAGAAAAGCGGAAGGCCAUCAUUACCGCGAAGCGCAACGAGACGUGUACCAGGACGAAGUUAUAACGUUGAAGAAGACCGGCAUAGUUCCGAAAACGAGUAGUAUCUACAAGCUGAGCCCAUUUGUAGAUGACGUAGGUGUUUUGAGGAUGAGAGGUAGAACAGGUGUAUGUGCUUAUCUCCAUAGCGAUGCGAAGAAUCCUGUAAUUUUACCAUCAAGCCAUCGAGUUACAGAGCUGUUGCUGAUAUACUACCACGAGAAAUAUAUGCAUCGUAACUAUGAAAUUGCCGUCAAUGAAGUACGUCAAAAGUGCAGUAUAUUUCGCUUGAGACAGUCGCCUUCAAGAGUUCGUCGAAACUGCCAGUGGCGUAAAAACAGAGAUGCUGUACCCAUCACACCGGAAAUGGCUGAUCUGCCUGCAGCGCGGCUAUCUGCCUAUACAAGACCAUUUGCUCAUGUAGGGGUGGACUACUUCGGUCCAAUUGAGGUACUAGUGGGUCGAAGAGUUGAAAAGAGAUGGGGGGUACUUCUAACCUGUUUGACGACGAGAGCCGUACAUAUUGAGGUAGCUAACACUCUAACAACAAACUCCUGCAUAAUGGCACUGCAAAAUUUCAUAACUAGAAGAGGAACUCCAGUAAGCUUCUAUAGCGACCGGGGAACCAAUUUUGUUGGUGCCAGCCGGAUGUUAGAUCAGAUACAGCAAACUCUCGAUGGACAGCAGCUGAUGCGUGAAUUCAUUACUCCCACUACCGCUUGGCGCUUCAAUCCGCCGGUUUCGCCCCACAUGGGCGGUAGUUGGGAGCGCCUUGUCGGAUCCGUUAAACGUAAUCUGACCGAAGUGCUACACCUGCGGCGUCCCACGGAUGAAGAGCUGAGAAACGCGCUAACGGCGAUAGAAGGUGUUCUGAACGCGCGGCCUCUUACUCAUGUGCCGAUUGAGGAUGAGGCGGCUCCCGCUCUCACACCCAACCAUUUUCUCUUGGGUUCAUCAGACGGAUCCAAACCGUUGACGACGAUCGAAGGGGAUACUGCAGCAUUGCGACGUGGUUGGCCAACUUCUCAGUGGUUAGCCAAUCUCUUCUGGAAACGCUGGGUCAAGAACUAUUUACCCGAAAUAACUCGGCGCACCAAGUGGUACGAGAAGUUUGGCCAUUGA
Molecule: messenger RNA, 1611 nt
Organism: Sabethes cyaneus
Lineage: Eukaryota; Metazoa; Arthropoda; Insecta; Diptera; Culicidae
Exons: 2
Coding region: 1-1611 (536 amino acids)
Biological process (GO): DNA integration
Molecular function (GO): nucleic acid binding
Source: RefSeq, a predicted model, not a curated record